This is a messenger RNA of Racocetra persica, 688 nucleotides long. Lineage: Eukaryota; Fungi; Glomeromycota; Glomeromycetes; Diversisporales; Gigasporaceae. The record is from the annotation of a GenBank genome assembly.
AGUGAUAAUGCAACCUAUACUUAUACGAUCACUAAUCGAGUUACCCCGGAUGGGGAGAAUAAAAAUCAAAAAUAUGUAAUCUCUGGUAUUGUUAAGGAUCUUACUAAUCGAACAGAAACUGACCACGAAUCACAAAUAAUGGGUCAUCUACGUGAAGUUGGUUACUUCCACGAUUCAAGAAGACCAGCUAAUGAUGAAAUGCGUAUAGUAAAAUAUAACAAUGCCCUUUAUAUUGACCCUAGUAAAAGUGAACGAGUCCGAAAAUUAUUUCAAUACGCAGAAAUAGUGGUUACUAUCAUUGAUGAGAAUUCAAAAGCAAUUAUUCAAAAAUUUGUUAAGAGUCCAAGAUCAAUGAUUAUAUUUCCAGAAGGAAAUAAUGCUACUAAUAUUCAGGAAAAGCAUCAACGAAAAAAUAACACAUGUUUUGUUAAAAGAUCUGAAACUACCAGGGCAUUGGGUACAAUUGUACAAAGUAUUAAAAAUUUUCCACAAGUGGCAAACAUAGUUAAUAAAUCACCAGAUGAAUUGAAUACUAUGUUAUCAUUAUCUACUUUAUCUGAUCAAGUUAGAAUGGUAAAUCAGAACUUAACUAAGGAUUUUGGCAAUAGCAUGGUUAAGGGUAGUAUCGUUGAGCAACUUGAACUCAAACUUAAUGAAAUUACCAAGCUUCUAGGAAAUUUAGAUAUAG